Messenger RNA from Diabrotica balteata, 992 nucleotides. The record is from the annotation of a GenBank genome assembly. Lineage: Eukaryota; Metazoa; Arthropoda; Insecta; Coleoptera; Chrysomelidae.
AUACAAUUUGUAUGUGUUAAAAACACAAUGUUAAAAAUAUUAAUUGUGGCGUUAGUCCUUUGGGCUGGUGUCAAUUGCGCAAAUGAUGUCAACAAUGAUCUAAGUGACGUUAUUUUAUCUAAUUUUGAAGAUGAUAAAAUAUUGCUUCCCUCCUUAGUAUCUUCUGAGCAUCUUAACAAGAUAAAAUUGUCUAAUGAUGCCGAAGAAGGUGAUUCAAUAGACUCUAGGCCAACAAGACCACCACCAACCAGUAGCAAACGCCCUGGACCACCCGGACCUCCACCAAGCAGACGUCCUAGACCACCAAGCCCUCCACCAAGCAAACGUUCUGGCCGCCCGGACCUUCCACCAAGCAGGCGUCCUAGACCACCAGGCCCUCCACCAAGCAAACGUCCUGGACCACCCGGACCUCCACCAAGCAGACGUCCUAGGCCACCAGGCCCUCCACCAAGCAAACGUCCUGGACCACCCGGACCACCACCAAGCAGACGCCCUAGACCACCAGGCCCACCACCAAGCAAACGUCCUGGACCACCCGGACCUCCACCAAGCAGACGCCCUAGACCACCAGGCCCACCACCAAGCAAACGUCCUGGACCACCCGGACCUCCACCAAGCAGACGCCCUAGGCCACCAGGCCCUCCACCAAGCAGACGUCCUGGACCACCCGGACCCCCACCAAGCAGACGCCCUAGACCACCAGGCCCUCCACCAAGCAGACGUCCUGGACCACCCGGACCCCCACCAAGCAGACGCCCUAGACCACCAGGCCCUCCACCAAGUAAACGUCCUGGACCACCUGGCCCUCCACCAAGCAGACGUCCUAGACCACCAGGCCCUCCACCAAGCAAACGUCCUGGACCACCCGGACCUCCACCAAGCAGACGUCCUAGACCACCAGGCCCUCGACCUAGCAAACGCUCAGUAUCACCAGAUGUGUCCUUUUCUUAGUUUCUAAAUGCAAAACAAUAAAAACUUAACUUAUUAAUACU